UCGAGUCCGGCGCUGGGGGCGCGUUUGCUCAGUCCCUCCUCGUCUCCUUGUUCCGGGCCUCGGUGGGCCGAGGAGGCGGAGCUGCAGCUACACUCCGCCGGCUGCCGCUGCAGAGCGCCCGGCUUUUCCCCAGCAGCCGCUGCUACUACUGCCGGUGGAUCGGGGCCCCAUGCAAGGAUGGCGGCGUCGCCGGCCCGGGAGCUCACGCAGAACCCGCUGCAGAAGAUCUGGGAACCCUACAACAACGGGCUCCCGGCCAAGCACAGCGCCCAGCGCGGGGUCUGUAUGACCAAUUGUCCUACACUGAUUGUCAUGGUGGGCCUCCCAGCCAGAGGGAAAACGUACAUCUCCAAGAAACUGACACGCUACUUAAACUGGAUUGGAGUGCCUACAAAAGAAUUUAAUGUUGGUCAGUACCGUCGAGAUUUGGUAAAAACAUACAAAUCCUUUGAGUUCUUCUUGCCAGACAAUGAAGAGGGCUUGAAAAUCAGAAAACAGUGUGCCUUAGCAGCUCUGAAUGAUGUCCAGCAGUACCUCAGUGAAGAAAAUGGGCAUGUGGCUGUUUUUGAUGCUACAAACACAACACGAGAACGCAGAGAAACCAUCUUCAGAUUUGGUGAGGAGAAUGGCUAUAAGACGUUCUUUGUUGAAUCAGUAUGUGUAGAUCCAGAGGUCAUUGCUGCAAAUAUUGUGCAAGUGAAACUUGGCAGUCCUGAUUAUGUUGAUUGUAGUAAUGAUGAAGCUACAGAAGACUUCAUGAAAAGAAUAGAGUGCUACAAGAACACAUAUGAGAUGCUAGAUGAAACUCUGGACAAGGAUCUUUCCUAUAUUAAAAUCAUGGAUGUUGGAAGGAGUUACCUUGUGAAUAGAGUAAUGGACCAUAUCCAAAGCCGGAUUGUCUACUACCUCAUGAAUAUCCACGUAACUCCUCGCUCGAUCUACCUCUGUCGACAUGGAGAAAGUGAACUGAAUCUGAAAGGGAGGAUAGGAGGAGACACUGGACUGUCCCUUAGGGGGAAAGAGUUUGCCAAGAGCUUGGCGCAGUUCAUUAAUGAGCAAAACAUCAAGGAUCUGAAAGUUUGGACCAGUCAGAUGAAAAGGACGAUUCAAACUGCGGAGGCUUUGGGAGUGCCUUAUGAACAGUGGAAGGUUUUGAAUGAAAUAGAUGCAGGAGUCUGUGAAGAAAUGACAUAUGAAGAAAUUCAGGAAAACUAUCCUCUUGAAUUUGCUUUGAGAGACCAAGACAAAUACAGAUACAGAUACCCUAAGGGGGAGUCAUAUGAAGAUCUCGUUCAGAGAUUGGAGCCAGUAAUCAUGGAGCUGGAAAGGCAGGAAAAUGUGCUUGUUAUAUGUCACCAAGCAGUUAUGCGCUGUCUGCUUGCUUACUUUCUGGACAAGACUGCAGAACAACUGCCUUAUCUCAAGUGCCCACUCCAUAGUGUCUUAAAGCUAACCCCAGUGGCUUAUGGUUGCAAGGUGGAAUCUAUAUUCCUGAACAUUGAAGCUGUAAACACACACAGAGAUAAACCAGAGAAUGUAGACAUUUCCAGACCUCCCGAGGAAGCCCUUGUAACAGUCCCUGCUCACCAGUGAACCCGUGUCCAGAUCAGCUAUCAAACGCGUGAAUGUAGGUGUGGAUCGCUCGAGAGAGGAAGCCUUGAGGACAGUACCUAAUCAUCUAUAACUCCCGUGGACCAUGACAAUAUCCCCUGCCUGCCCCAGAAGCGCUAAGGAAAUAGCUCAGGUACAUGAGACUGGAGAAGACAUCCAAGGAGGUCAAGCAGUGUCACAUGCACACACUCCCUCUGACUGUAAGGCUUUUAGAAUGUGAUUCAAUGACUUGUGGGAAAACCCAUGAUUCUGGAGGACCCUUAAUGCUGAAAGUUGAAAUGUGCAAGGCAGGAAAUAUUUAUGGGAAACCCAGUGAAGUUGAUAUUAAUUUUUCUUCUGUGAAUAUGCAGUUUUUCAACUGUUUUUAUUCUUCACCUGUGGCUCAUGCAAGAUUGUUAAUUGCUCGUCAGCUUACUGUCAAGUUUUAACUGAACUUUUACUUUUUUCAAUAAUGGCUUUUCUAAGAGUACCUCUUAUUUUUACUGUGAAUGACUGCCUAGAAUUAGAUGACUUUUUUUUUAGUUGUGUAUAUAUAUAUAUUUUGAAUACAUGUGAAAUUCUGCAUUUAAUGCUCUGUAGGCUCCAUUUGCUACAAAACCAGUUCAUAUUGGAGGCUUGCUCUGAAAAAGUUUCUCAAGUACUUUUUUCCCAUCCCCUAUCUAUGUUUGAGCAUAGUUCAGGUGUUGCAAAGCACCGUGUAUGUGUGUCUUUUGAAAUAGGGAUUCUUUCCCCUUUGCCAAGAAAAAAUAUUUGAUAUUAUAUAUUAUAUUAUAUUGACAGUGAGAGAGGCUUUGCUAUCACAGUAAGUUCCUUUAUCUUCCAUGCAAAAUGGCAUUUUGUACCAUGGUGGGGGUGCACUAUUAUACAGUUGAUCGUUCUAGAAGGAUGGUUUUAAGUACAGAUAGCUGGCUUGUUAAUAGUCUAAUUAUCCUAGAAAGAGAUUAUGAAGGGUAAAAUGACAGAUAUCCUUCAGAAUAUCUGUACUGUCCAGGUUAAGCAGCCUUUCCAAGAGAGAACACAACUUCCACAUUCAGGGUGAAAUAUACUCCCAUUCAAUGGGCCCUCAAAAGACCCAAUGCAUCACUUGAAUGCAGGAAAACUUCAAUGUAAACCCUAAAUGGGCUCUAAUAGAGUGAAUUUCACACUAAAAGUAUAAGGUUUUUUAUGUGGGAGCAUUAAGUAAAUAGAGGAGAAUGUUAAAAUAAAAUUUUAGCCUCCUGAGAAUUGUAUAAGUACAAAACCCUUGAGUGAAUUUGGAAAUUGAUUUUUUAAAAAAUGUCAUCUCUAUAUUUUGUUUUUAAAAUCUUUUUAAACUUCCUGUGAAAUUGCAAGUGCAUUUAUGUCCAAUGCUAAAAAGUAAUAGAAUUUUCUAUGCAUGUCAAGGCCACUCACUACCUUCAUUGUUCCAAGCCCCUAUCUCUCUCUCUCUCUCUCUCUCUCUUUCUCUCUAUAAUACAUGUGUUGUUGGAUGAUAGAAUUUAGGUAGCAACACCUAAUUGUUAAUGAAAUGAAGAAAGCUGCCCAUUAGUUAUUGGAGUAUCUUUUUGAUGUCUGCUAAUCCAACUCUUGCAUUUAUCCGUUAAUACAUUUAGUUGAAUUUCAGUGCAGAGAAUUGAGUUCUGUCAAAGUAGCUUGCAGGCAAGGGCUAAAUUGUUUUUUUGUUUUGUUUUAUGCAGGGCAGGGGACUCUAAUAUGUGCUGCUGUUGUGAUUUGUUUUAUUAAGCUAGUCUUAGCAAUACAGUCAAUGUACUGGAAGUAAGCCAUAUAGCUAGAUUUCAUUUCAGAAAACGAAUGCAUAGGAUAUCAAAACACUUGCUUGGAACCUUAGCAUCAAAAGCUUUUUGUCUGUAAUCCAUGCAACCAGUAAUAUGCAUUUAAAAGUAUAUAUUUAUUUAGCUGUAUUAAUAGUUAUUGUCUAAUGUUAUAGCACAAAGCACUGCUAAGACAUUUAUUGAUGCACAGCAAAACAAACCCUAAAGAUGCUUAUGGAGAGGGAAGAGAUGCUAUAUAGUGGUUUCCCUUCUGAUAACCUAUUUGUUCAUAGUUCAGAAGAACAGCCCUAUCCUCUAAGGUGCCCUGUUUCCUGUGGAUCUGGGCCACGACCUACAGUAGGGAUUAUUUAUGUUUAAUGAUGGUAAAUUGAGGAAGUCUAGCUUUUAUCCAUAGUUAUCCAAGGCAAAUUCCCAAAUAUUAUGUUCUUAAUGUGCUUUGAAAAGCAGAGGUUUACCAAGAUAGUUUGGAUUACUGUAGUUUUGAGCUUCGUCCUGGUAAAGGAAGCGUGGUUAUAAAAGGGAAAUGUUUCCCUAUAUGGGUUUUUAAUCUCAGAACUUUCAGAGGUGCUGUAAAAUUCUAUAUGGUUAAAUGUUUUAUGUAUAGUAGAUAUUUUUAUAGACUGUGUGAAUAAAUUGUGUCAGUACUUGAAAAUAAAAAGGAGAAUCUGAAGCUGUCAAUUCUGUUUUAAUUUACAAAUAAUGUCAUUGACUGUAUCUUAGUUAGUAAAAGAAAAAUACUAGAAUGUAAAAAUAAGUAAAUGAUCACCCCCAUCUCUCCUGUAAAAAUUGAGAGUUCUGGAACUAUAUUGCAAGAAUUACUCAUUACUAUCUAAAAGCUGUAUACAUAUUCCCAUCUGUUUCGGAAAAGUGAGUCAUCAUCCAGAGGGGGUAACUUCUAAGCAUGGUCUAGUAUGUUUGUUUUAUGUUGUAGUGAUUGGAUGGGAUUAAACUAACCUUUCUGACAUGACUGGUCUUCAAUUUAAUCUUCUAGGCAAAAUGAAUCUCAUGUGAUCUUUGAGCCAAGUAAUAAAGAUCAAAUGUUAAAACUCAA
Messenger RNA from Chrysemys picta bellii (western painted turtle), 4434 nucleotides. It is a transcript of the gene PFKFB4, whose product is annotated as 6-phosphofructo-2-kinase/fructose-2,6-biphosphatase 4. Gene Ontology annotation, cellular component: cytosol. Gene Ontology annotation, biological process: fructose 2,6-bisphosphate metabolic process; fructose metabolic process. Lineage: Eukaryota; Metazoa; Chordata; Testudines; Emydidae. Gene Ontology annotation, molecular function: 6-phosphofructo-2-kinase activity; ATP binding; fructose-2,6-bisphosphate 2-phosphatase activity. The record is from RefSeq and is a predicted model, not a curated record.